This is a messenger RNA of Penicillium samsonianum, 660 nucleotides long. RefSeq lists its product as uncharacterized. The coding region runs from base 1 to 660 and encodes 219 amino acids. Lineage: Eukaryota; Fungi; Ascomycota; Eurotiomycetes; Eurotiales; Aspergillaceae. The record is from RefSeq and is a predicted model, not a curated record. The transcript has a single exon.
AUGGUUGACGCCGCCUGUCGCAUUGCCGGAAAAGAAGAGCUCUAUAUCUUCGCCGGUCGACACUAUGGUCGUGUCAGGUUUAGCAAAGGAAGCCCGGAGCAUAGUCUUGCUGCAGGCCCGACCCUCGUAAGCAAGGGCUGGAACACUCUUCCCAAGAUGGGCUUUGGUACAGUGGACACUAUUGUGCCUGUGCCUUGGCAGGAAAAACAACUCUACGUUUUCUACGGAGGCCGAUAUGCCAAAAUCAAGCUCGAAAACUACGAUGACAGCUUUGUCAAUGAAGGGGCCCGUCUCAUUACCUCUGGAUGGAAGUCGCUCACCCAAGCGGGCUUUGACACCGUGGAUGCAGCAAUGCUCACCCCCGGAACAAAGAAUGAGAUGUACUUUUUCCGCGGCAUGCACUAUGUUCGUCUGGACUCUAGUACCGACAAAAUUGUCAAUAAGGUUGCGACUAUUGCAGAGGGCUGGCCGAGUCUUGUUCAGGCUGGCUUUGAUUGUGUUGAUGCUAUUGUUCCGAGCCCGAGUGGUCAGGAUCUCUACUAUGUCUUCCGUGGUGAUCAAUUCGCGGUGAUCAAAGUGGAUAGCUCCCGGAGGGAUACCCUUGUCUCGCCCCCGAAGACAAUCAGCUCUGCGUGGAAGGCUUUGGAAGGAUGGGUUUAG